AUGAUUUCACUUUGUGUGCUCUUCUUAGCCUUCGCGAGUUAUGCCAAAUGUGACAUCCCCGUUCACUGCUUGAGUAGACAUGUGGAGGGGAAGUGGGAAAUCAGCCUGGGCCUCCUCAAGGGUGAAAGGGGGGAUGCUUCUGAUGGGGGACAGGACUACGACUACGAGUGUGGCUACCGCCGCCCGGAUGAUUCCAUUUACCAUGAGAAACUGGACCCUGAUCACUUGAAGAACCGUUUUGAGGAGAAAAAAAAACAAAUCAUCCUAUUCAACACAGAUAGGACCAUACAGAUAAUCGAAAAUGGGAAUGUAAAUCCUCAGUACAGUGGCUUCUGGAGGAUCGUGUACGACGAGGGGCUCUACAUGGAGGUGUAUAAGCAGAAGGAGGAGAAAGAAAUCUACUUCUCCUUUUUCAAAUUUGAGAGAAGGAACGACGCGUCUUACAGUUACUGCAACAGGUUGAUCAUGGGGGUGGUGAAUGUGUAUCAGUUGAGUGGCAGUGGAGGGGGUUCUUCUUCGGGGCGUCCCCGGGUAGACGGUCUGCAAGAUAUAAGUGAAGGAAGAGAGAAGGGGCCCCAAAUGUGGGACUCUUUUCUCCACAACAUGGGCCAUAAAAGCACAAAUGGGGUACCCCCCAACAGGAGUAGCCUUUCCAAAGAGAGCUUCCCUUCUGAGGGCUCAAAAGGUGUGCGGAAAAGCCCAACCCAUUCAAUCGACUAUUACAACGAUAAUUACACUCAGUUUGACCUCUUCACCGUGAAGAGGUUUUGCUGGUAUGGGAAGAAGGUGGGCACGCCUGAUGAGCCUACCAACAAGAUCCCCGUGGAGAUCAUUUCCCCCCUUGUGCUCGACCCAGACACGCACAAUAAGAAUUACGCCAAUGUGAAGUUGGAGUGGGGUGGUGGAACUGCGGAGGGAACACAGCGAGGGGGUCACUUAGAGGUACAUACGAAUCAAACUGCCACCCAGUGGAGGGCCCCCCCAACCCACACGAGCAAAUCUCACAAAGGGGUGAAGCCAAACAGCAUAUUUAACACCUAUCGUGAGAAGGAAGUCCCCUUGGCACAGUUCGACUGGACGAACGAAGCUGACGUGAGGAAGAGACUUAAUGGGAAAUGGGUAAAAGUGAUCGACGAAGCGAUCGACCAGAAGGAAUGCGGCUCAUGUUACGCAAACUCAGCUGCGUUGAUUAUUAACAGUAGGGUGAGGAUUAAAUAUAAUUAUAUAAAAAAUAUUGACCGCAUAUCUUUCAGCAAUAAACAGCUGGUCCUUUGCGACUUCUUCAAUCAGGGGUGUAAUGGCGGGUAUAUUUUUUUGUCCCUAAAGUAUGCCUAUGAGAACUUCCUCUUUACAAACAAGUGCUUCGUGAGGUACUUCAAUUUAUAUUUGAAUAGGGAUAAGAAGAACAGCGCGCUGUGUGACCGGUUCGAUACGUUUAAGACGUUUCUGCAGAAGGGCAGGGGCGGGGACGCCUCAAGUGGGCCGAUGGGCCCAGCGCGCAUACAAAUAAAGCAGGUGCGGCAGCACGGGCAUUUCGGGGGGGGUGAGGAAAAGGUUACAGGGGAAGAACUGGUCAGAGAGGAAGACCUGGAUGGGGGCGAAAUUGGAAAAUCCUCCACCCAUGAUGAACAGCCCAAAGGGGGAAUCUCCCACAACGGGGAAAAUAAACUCACCGGGCGGCAUGUGCGCGAUGUGCGGGGUGGGCGAGACCUCCCCGGGGAGGACCAGCUAAACGAGGGCUACCUGCCAGUGGAUCCCGCCGCCAAGGACGCCAGCGAGGUGGACGUGCUCAAACUGCACGAGUGCGACGCGAAAGUCAAGGUGACCAAGUUUGAGUACCUAGAUAUAGAGGACGAAGAGGAUUUAAAGAAGUACCUAUAUUAUAAUGGCCCCGUGGCAGCAGCAAUUGAGCCCUCCAAAAACUUCUCGGCGUAUAGGGAAGGCAUACUGACAGGGAAGUUCAUAAAAAUGUCCGAUGGGGGGGAGUCCAAUGCGUACGUAUGGAACAAGGUCGACCACGCUGUAGUUAUAGUUGGGUGGGGAGAAGACACGGUUGAAAAUUUGAAAAAAAAAAAAAAAAAAAUUCACCAUUAUUCGGGUCAUCUGGAUGCUUAUGCUGGUGGAAAGGGGGGCGAGGCCGCAGGGAAGGUCGUCAAGUACUGGAAGAUUUUGAACAGCUGGGGGACGCACUGGGGGUACGACGGGUACUUCUACAUCCUGCGCGAUGAGAACUACUUCAGCAUUAAGUCGUACCUGCUCGCGUGCGACGUGAGUUUGUUCCUCAGGUGAAGUGGUGGUAAAGCGGUGGUGAGUGGUACUCCCUUUUGGGGGAAAGGGCGAACGCUCACUCGCUUGGCGCUUGCGCGGGGGGCCCUUCGCCAAACGUUACGCGCGUAGCUGCGCGAGGAAUUAAAGAAAUUUGGUCGAUCGGGUUUGCGCCUGUACGGUUGCACCAGUACAUCGGUACAUCGGUACACCGCUACACUGUGUGCACCUUUUUUUGAUAGUCCACUUGGAAACUGUUAAAGCCCUGGGGAGGGGGGCCCGGUCUGGUAUUUCCCCCCCGUAACUGC
Messenger RNA from Plasmodium vivax (malaria parasite P. vivax), 2573 nucleotides. RefSeq names its product protease, putative. The coding region runs from base 1 to 2289 and encodes 762 amino acids. Gene Ontology annotation, molecular function: cysteine-type endopeptidase activity. NCBI's taxonomy places the organism in Eukaryota, Apicomplexa, Aconoidasida, Haemosporida, Plasmodiidae. The record is from RefSeq and is a predicted model, not a curated record. Gene Ontology annotation, cellular component: lysosome. The transcript is spliced from 2 exons.